Molecule: messenger RNA, 552 nt
Organism: Maudiozyma saulgeensis
Lineage: Eukaryota; Fungi; Ascomycota; Saccharomycetes; Saccharomycetales; Saccharomycetaceae
Source: the annotation of a GenBank genome assembly
AUGCUUUCUGUUGCCAGACGUUCUACACCAAGGAUUACACGUCCCUUGAUGCAAUUUUACCGUUUCAACUCUGCAGUUGCCGGUAAUGCUACUGAUACAACAACUGCUACACCUGCUCCAACUGCUACUCCUGUGGAUCCAAAGAUUUCUACCAUUGUAGACUCUAUUUCGAAACUUACUAUCCUUGAGACUUCACAACUUAUAACCGAGUUGAAAACUAAACUUAAUAUUCCAGAUAUCGCACCAAUGGCCCCAAUGGGUGCUUUUGGUGGUGCAGGUUUAGCUGCUGGUGAUGCAGGUGCCAGUGCCGCAGAAGAAGCUCCAAAGGAAGAAGAAAAAUCUACAUUUGCCGUGAAACUAGAAAGCUUUGAUGCUAAGAGUAAAGCUAAGAUUAUUAAGGAGAUCAAAUCUGUUCUUGGUCUUUCUCUUGUAGAAGCCAAAAAAUUUGUUGAAGCCGCUCCCAAAAUUAUUAAGGAUAAUGUCUCCAAGGCUGAUGCUGACGCAAUGAAGGAUACUCUAGAGAAAUUAGGUGCAAAGAUCAGUAUGGAAUGA